AUGACCAGACCGAUGAUUGUCAUGCUUCUCGAAAUAAUACUCAGCACGGCGAGCCUCGCAUCAGCUCAAGCCGCGUCCGGGGCCCUCUCGUACGUCGAUCCGCUCAUCGGCUCCACAAACGGCGGCAACGUCUUCGCCGGCGCCACGCUCCCGUACGGGCUCGCCAAGGCCGUCGCCGACGUAGACGGGCAGAACACGGGCGGCUUCGCCACGGACGGGAGCAACGUGACGGGGUUCAGCUCCGUGCACGACAGCGGCACCGGGGGCAAUCCGAGCCUCGGAAACUUUCCCCUGUUCCCUCAGGUCUGCCCCGGCGAUGAGCUGGACAACUGCGACUUUCGGAUCGGAGACCGCAAGAGGCACUAUGUCAACGGCUCCGUGCAGGCUCGGCCGGGUCACUUCGGCGUCGAGCUGGAAACGGGUAUCGGAGCCGAGAUGACCGUGGCGAAGAGGACGGCGCUGUACCGCUUCUAUUUCCCCAAGGAUGGGCAGGGCGGAAAUGGCACAUAUAAGAGGAAUACAAACGCAACGGCACCAGAAAGUCACCCGUUGAUCUUGCUUGACCUAACGGAUCUGUGGCAGAGCAGACAGAAUGCCUCGAUCGUCGUGGACCCGAUCACGGGCAGGAUGACAGGCAAUGGGACCUUCCUGCCGAGCUUCGGCGCGGGGACUUACAUGCUACACUUCUGCGUGGACUUCUUUGGGGCCGAGAUCUUCGAUACGGGCGUAUGGGUCAACAACAGAGCCGGCACUGAGCCAAAGAAGCUCUUUGUGACGAGGGGAUUCAACCUGUUCUACCUUGAGGCUGGCGGCUUUGUGCGCUUCAAGUCACUCACCAAUGACACCGUGACGGCGAGGAUGGGCAUGAGCUUCAUCAGCGCUGAUCAAGCUUGCCGCAGCGCCGAGAAAGAAGUACCUGAUCCGCUACAAGACUUUGGACGCCUGGUCAGAGAGGCGGAGACUGCAUGGGAAGACAAACUCAACUCAGUCUCCAUAGCUACGGGAGGUGUCAGUGACAAUCUGCAGAAGAGCUUCUGGAGUGGUUUGUACCGAACGAUGGUUUCGCCCCAGAACUACACCGGUGAGAAUCCGAACUGGGAUAGCGGUCGGCCGUACUUUGAUUCGUAUUACUGCAUAUGGGAUUCUUUUCGCACCCAGCACCCACUGCUCACCAUCAUCGACCCGGAAGCGCAAACGCAGCUGGUCAACUCACUGCUCGACAUAUACAAGUACGAGGGAUGGCUGCCAGACUGCCAUAUGUCGAUGUGCAAGGGAUGGACCCAGGGCGGCAGCAACGCCGACGUCGUGCUUGUCGACAGCUACGUGAAGAACCUGACUGGCGUUGACUGGCAGCUGGCACUGGAAGCUAUCGUCAACGAUGCUGAGAAUGAGCCCCUAGAGUGGUCCUUCGAGGGCCGAGGCGGGCUGACAAGCUGGAAGAACCUGAACUACAUUCCGUACCUCGACUUUGACCCUGUCGGUUUUGGCACGAACUCAAGGAGCAUCUCGCGGACACUCGAGUACUCGUACAACGAUUUCUGCCUUGCUACUUUAGCCCAAGGCCUGGGUAGGGAUGAUCUGUACGCCAAGUACAUCAAGCGCAGCACAAAUUGGCGUAACCUGUGGAGGGCGGACCAAAAGUCAGCCAUCCACGGCACUGACACUGGCUUCACCGGAUUCUUUCAGCCCAAGUACCUGAACCAGACCUGGGGCCUCCAAGAUCCCAUUGCUUGUUCUGCGCUGGCAGGCUUCUGCUCGCUUACUUCGAAUCCUAGCGAGACCUUCGAAGCCAGCAUAUGGCAGUACCAAUUCAUUGUGCCGCAGUCCAUCUCCAGCAUAAUCUCCUUAAUGGGCGGUGAUGCUAGUUUCAUUUCGCGGCUUGAUUUCUUCCACACGUCGGGACUCGCGGACAUUUCCAACGAGCCAGUCUUCCUCACGGUGUACCUGUACCACUGGCCUGGCCGGCCUGGGCUGUCGACGAAGCGCAUCCACACGUACGUGCCGGCUGGCUUCAACACCACGAACGGGGGCCUGCCUGGCAACGACGACUCCGGGGCCAUGGGCUCGUUCCUGUUCUUCUCCAUGAUCGGGCUCUUUCCAGUCGCAGGCCAGAACGUCUAUCUCAUCUCGCCUCCGUUCUUCCAGGAGGUCAACAUCACGAGCAAGGUGACGGGAAAGACGGCGACUAUCAAGAACAUCAACUUUGAUGCCUCUUAUGAGAAGAUGUAUGUGCAGAGGGCCACUGUGAAUGGGAAGCCUUGGACCAAGAGCUGGAUCGGGCACGAGUUCUUCACAGAGGGCUGGGUGCUGGAGCUGGAACUGGGGGAGAAGGAGAGCGACUGGGGGAGCAAGGUGGAGGAUCGACCACCAAGCUGGAUGGGCGCCAUGGAUAUGAACUAG
This is a messenger RNA of Thyridium curvatum, 2400 nucleotides long. RefSeq lists its product as uncharacterized. The record is from RefSeq and is a predicted model, not a curated record. Bases 1 to 2400 code for a protein of 799 amino acids. Gene Ontology annotation, molecular function: peptide-N4-(N-acetyl-beta-glucosaminyl)asparagine amidase activity; carbohydrate binding. Gene Ontology annotation, cellular component: cytosol; nucleus. Gene Ontology annotation, biological process: carbohydrate metabolic process; protein quality control for misfolded or incompletely synthesized proteins; glycoprotein catabolic process. Lineage: Eukaryota; Fungi; Ascomycota; Sordariomycetes; Thyridiales; Thyridiaceae. The transcript has 3 exons.